This is a messenger RNA of Rhinolophus ferrumequinum (greater horseshoe bat), 3766 nucleotides long. It is a transcript of the gene TTC7A, whose product is annotated as tetratricopeptide repeat domain 7A. The coding region runs from base 302 to 2878 and encodes 858 amino acids. Gene Ontology annotation, biological process: phosphatidylinositol phosphate biosynthetic process; protein localization to plasma membrane. Lineage: Eukaryota; Metazoa; Chordata; Mammalia; Chiroptera; Rhinolophidae. The transcript is spliced from 20 exons. The record is from RefSeq and is a predicted model, not a curated record. Gene Ontology annotation, molecular function: protein binding. Gene Ontology annotation, cellular component: plasma membrane.
AGCAGCUGCAGCACCGGCGGCUGCAGCAGCGCCAAGAAUUGUUGCAGCAGAGGCGGAGGCUGCUCCUGGACGCGUCCGGGCCGCGCAGCCCGAGCCCCAGCCCGGAGGCAUCAGGCGGUGCACUGGGUGCUGCGGCUGCCGCUGCGCGCCAGCUGCCGCCCGGGCCCCCGCUACCACCCGGGCCCCGGCCGCCGCCCGCGCCCCAGUGGACCCCGCCCGCUUGUGCGCCCCAGCCGGGACGCCGCCCCCGGCCGGGUCUCCACUUCUCGGCCGCACCGCCCAUGACAGCGCCCGCGCGAAGAUGGCUGCGAAGGGCGCGCACGGCUCCCACCUGAAGAUAGACAGUGAACUGGAUCGCUGCCGCGCCGAGGGCCACUGGGACCGCGUGCCCGAGCUAGUCCGGCACAUGCAGACGCUGGUCCUGUCCAGCGGCGGAAGCAACCGACGAGCCAUCCCGAGCGCCGUGUUCACUUCCCUGGACACCGAUGACUUUGGAAAAUUACUCUUGGCUGAGGCCCUCCUGGAGCAGUGUUUAAAGGAGAAUAAUGCCAGGAUAAAAGACUCCAUCCCUUGGCUGGAGAAGAAUGAGCCAAAGAUGAAUGAAGCCAGAAACCAUCUAAGUAGUAUCCUUAACCACGGAAAGCUGUCGCCACAGUACAUGUAUGAGGCCAUGCUUAUCCUGGGCAAGCUGCACUACGUGGAGGGCUCGUACCGAGAUGCCAUCAGCAUGUAUGCGCGGGCUGGGAUUGACGACAUGUCCGUGGGGAACAAGCCCCUGUAUCGGAUGCGGCUGCUGGCAGAAGCGUUUGUCAUCAAAGGCCUCUCCCUGGAACGCCUACCCAACUCCAUCGCUUCCCGCCACCGCCUGACCGAGAGGGAGGAGGAAGUGAUCGCCUGCUUCGAGAAGGCCUCCUGGAUUGCUCAGGUGUUCCUGCAGGAAUUAGAGAAGAUCACAAAUAACACCACAUCACGGCAUCUGAAAAGUUCCCACCCAGUUGACUAUGAGCUCACCUACUUCCUGGAAGCCGCCCUCCAGAGCGCUUAUGUGACAAACCUGAAGAAGGGGAACAUCGUGAAAGGCAUGCGGGAGCUCCGGGAGGUGCUGCGGACCAUGGAGACGAAAGCGACUCAGAACUUCAAAGUGGUGGCGGCCAAGCACCUGGCGGGGGUCCUGCUGCACUCCCUGAGUGAGGAGUGCUACUGGAGCCCCCUGUCCCACCCUCUGCCCGAGUUCAUGAGCAAGGAUGAGAAUUCCUUCAUCACGCAAGCCCUGCGGAAGCCUCACCUCUACGAAGGAGAUAACCUCUACUGCCCGAAGGAUAACAUUGAGGAAGCCCUCCUGCUGCUGCUCAUCAGCGAGUCCAUGGCUACUCGGGAUGUGGUGCUGAGCCGGGCGCCAGAGCAGAAGGAAGACCGCGCAGCGAGCCUGCAGAAUGCGGCGGCCAUCUACGACCUCCUGAGCAUUACGCUGGGCAGGAGGGGGCAGUACGUCAUGCUGUCUGAGUGCCUGGAGCGAGCCAUGAAGUUUGCCUUUGGAGAAUUCCACCUUUGGUACCAAGUGGCCCUCUCCAUGGUGGCUUGCGGGAAGUCGGCCUAUGCCGUGUCGCUGCUGCGGGAGUGUGUAAAGCUGCGGCCCUCAGACCCCACUGUGCCCCUGAUGGCUGCCAAGGUCUGCAUCGGAUCCCUGCACUGGCUGGAGGAGGCGGAGCACUUUGCCACAAUGGUGAUCAACCUUGGCGAGGAAGCUGGGGAAUUUCUCUCCAAGGGCUACCUGGCGCUGGGUCUCACCUACAGCCUGCAGGCCACUGACGCAACUCUGAAAUGCAAGCAGGAUGAAUUGCACCGGAAAGCACUGCAGACACUGGAGAGAGCCCAGCAACUGGCGCCUGGCGACCCCCAGGUCAUCCUCUAUGUCUCCCUGCAGCUGGCCCUCGUCCGACAGAUCUCCAGCGCCAUGGAGCAACUGCAGGAGGCCCUGAAAGUGUGCAAGGAUGAUGCCAACGCCCUCCACCUGCUGGCACUCCUCUUCUCUGCCCAGAAACACUACCAGCAUGCACUGGACGUCAUCAACAUGGCCAUCACGGAGUACCCAGAGAACUUCAACCUGAUGUUCACCAAGGUGAAACUGGAGCAGGUACUGAAAGGCCCAGAGGAAGCCCUCGUGACCUGCAGACAAAUGCUGCGGCUGUGGCAGACCCUGUACAACUUCUCCCAGCUGGGAGGCCUGGAAAAGGAAGGCAGCCUCGGAGAGGGCCUCACACUAAAGAAGCAGAGCGGCAUGCACCUGACUCUGCCUGAUGCCCAUGACGCAGACUCUGGCUCUCGGCGGGCAUCAUCCAUCGCGGCCUCCCGGCUGGAGGAGGCCAUGUCCGAGCUGACCAUGCCCAGCUCCGUCCUGAAGCAGGGCCCCAUGCAGCUGUGGACCACGCUGGAACAGAUCUGGCUCCAGGCUGCUGAGCUAUUCAUGGAGCAGCACCACCUGAAGGAAGCAGGUUUCUGCAUCCAGGAGGCAGCAGGCCUCUUCCCCACCUCACACUCGGUACUCUACAUGCGGGGCCGGCUGGCCGAGAUGAAGGGCAGCUUGGAGGAGGCCAAGCAGCUGUACAAGGAGGCUCUCACAGUGAACCCCGACGGCGUGCGCAUCAUGCACAGCCUGGGUCUGAUGCUGAGUCGGCUGGGCCACAAGAGCCUGGCCCAGAAGGUGCUGCGGGAUGCCGUGGAGAGGCAGAGCACCUGCCACGAGGCGUGGCAGGGCCUAGGAGAGGUGCUGCAGGCCCACGGCCAGAGUGAGGCUGCAGUCGACUGUUUCCUCACCGCUCUUGAGCUGGAAUCCAGCAGCCCGGUGCUGCCCUUCUCCAUCAUUCCCCGAGAGCUCUGACACCGCCCUGCAGCAUCAGGGAGAGAGGGGGCUGCCCGGGUGGCGGGGAGGCAGGCACAGGCAGGCAGCAGGGGGCCUGGCUCAGGGAAACUGUGGGGCCUCAGGGAAAUACAUCUCUAGGGAACACUUCUGCAGGCUGCAGGCCUAGUUCGCCUCGCCUCCCCUACCCCACCCCUACCUUUCCUCCAGGGCCAGCUGGGUGUGGGAGCUGCUCAUCUGGAGCUGGGUGGACCAGAUUUGCAUCAAAAGCAAAUUCCUUGUUCCUUGGGACAUUGUGGCUUUUAUGAGCAAGGAAGUAUCUGGGAGGCCACAUCGACAUGGGAGGGCCCUCCCCGGAGUUUCUGUGCAUCACCUACAUGUGCAGUGAGGGUGUGUGCGGCUUGGAUACCUCCCCCUACCCAUCUGGAAACCCCUGGACUGGCCCUGCCACCCUCCUUCAAUAUCCCUGACCCUGGAUUUCCAGCUUCGCACAAUCUUUAGUCUCAAAGCUCAGCUCACUGCCAACACCAAAGAUGAGCACCCUGAACUGCCCUCUGGCUGGGCCGAGGCGGUUUUCCUGGGUUCUUUCCUCCGCGAGGCAGUCUGCUUGACCCCGAAGUGACUUAGAGUUGUGGUGACUGGACUUGCUCCCCGAGAGCCUCACAGCUGUACUUCACCCCACCCAGGCCUCUGUGCCUUGGGGAGCCCCGCGGCCCUCGGCCCACGCCUGUCUCAGGACAAGGUUUUGGAUCACUCUCAGGUCUUGCCCAUGGCAGUCACGGCUUGGAGAAUCUGCUGGCAAGUGGGAAGAGGAUGUACCUCUGGGUUCCUUUCCCAGACUUCGAGUUGGUGGGUGCUGCCCAGUGUUGCCCUUCUUUGCCCGGUGAGGCCAGUUGGGUCUCACCGUGC